Molecule: messenger RNA, 2119 nt
Organism: Cuscuta campestris
Lineage: Eukaryota; Viridiplantae; Streptophyta; Magnoliopsida; Solanales; Convolvulaceae
Source: the annotation of a GenBank genome assembly
UAACAACAUUCUAAACCACGAUAACAAUUUGAAUGAAAUUUCAAACCUAGAUGCACAUUCUAGUGUUAGAUGUUCACGUACUCACCGUGAUACGCUUAAUUCAGGGAACCUCACUCGAAUGGGGUUGUUUUGUCGAUUUCAUCCCGCUGCUCAUCGGUAUCGUUGUCAACCCAACACCGUUGCCUGGUCAAACUCGUUGAUGCCCGGAGGUCGAAAUCACUCCCCAAAUCUGACCGUUAUGAACCGAAGGUCGCCGGAGAAAUCUGUUUCCGGAAUGGAGGUCAUUCCGCCGCCGCUGGAAGCUGACGGAACAGCUGGGACCGAUGGAGGAACCUGCCGGUUGUCCUUGCCGGAGAAGAAUCGCUGGAGUUCGCUGGAACAGUGGGGGACGCCGGGUUUUGAAGGGUUGCUAUUUCCGAGAAGGAUUCGACGGCGCCGCUGUCCAAUUCACCAUCGGGAGUCACCGUCACUGUUGUGGGUGGUCUCUACCGUCGUCAUCCCCCCUAGCUUGUCGGAAUCGCUAGAGUUGCAGGGCUGCCACCUGCAUUCGUUGCCGGAACUAGGGUCUCCGGAAAAGGAGGGCGCUGAGCAGAACGGGGUGGGAACCCUUCCUUGGGCGAUCGUCACCGGAAAGUCGCAGGGUCGCCGGGGUUCAGGGUCGCCAUCUCUGUCGUUCGUCCGUGAAGAAGAAAUGGGACGCGGCGCUAGGUUAAUCGAAGAAGAAGAGGCGAAGAAGGAGAUAGCCGCGGAUAGAAAAGACAGCUUCCUUAACUUGUACACUGAAGGGUCUGCAGUCUCAUUUGUUGCUCCAAGGUUAAGUUUCUCGCCGGAUGGUUUUAGCCAGCUGAAAAUCGAUUGUCAGGCGUCCACAAGUCAAGAACGUGAUGUGGAGGACUCGAGUGACAAAGACGAGUUCGGGGUCGUGCUUAAGAAAUUCCAUAAGUUCAUGCGCAAGGAAUUUGAACGAAAAGGAAAGAAGCAAGGAGAACCACCCAAAUGCUAUGGGUGUGGAGAAGUUGGGCAUAUAAGACCAAAAUGCCCAAAUGCCAAGAAUGAGAACAAACCGUUCAAGAAGCACCGAGCUUACAUCUCGUGGGGAGGUGAUUCCGGCGACGAGUCAUCAGACGGCGAUGAGAACAAAAGCGCCAACCUUUGCCUCAUGGCACACGAGGAACCACCGGAAGAGGAGGACAAAGAAAGCGUUCCCGCACCGGCGCACAAGUACCUUGAUGGGUUGUUCCUUUGGUUCAACGACCGUGCCGAGGCGACGCGGUUCUCGGAGAAGUUUGAGCACCAGGAAAUUCUUCCUCCCCGGUCCCUCAAGCCAAGGAAGUACAAUCACACCGCUCUCUCCCAAGAGGACACCAAAACGCUUCGUGCGAUGAUUCACAACGCCAACAUUAAUUGGUGUAAAUUUGUGACGACUCACAUGUUUAACGCCACCUUCGAUGAUCGGCCGCUCCCCUACGCCCUCCUCGUUAUGGCAAUUCUUGAUGAGUACAACAUCAAGACCGACGUUGGGCCGAAGAUAAAGGGGACAAAGCAUUGGGAGAUUGAUGAAUCCGUCUUCCACUCGGGCACCGACGAGACUCCGUUUCGACAGCCUCGUCCACGACGUCAACCAAGGGAUGCUUCUUCAAACACCCCUUUUCUUGCCGAGCAAAUGGCCGCCCUGACCGCCACUCUUUCUCGGAUAGACACCAACGUCUCCCAAACAGCCCAAAACGUCAACAUUUUGAGCCGUGAGCUCCACGGGUAUUUUGACUUUGUCAACUACCCUUAUGCUCAAAUGGUCCCUUACGCUCCUCCGCCAAACUUCGGUGGUGAACCAAGCGGGACUAAUAACGUUGGUGGAGAAGAAGAGGUGAACGAUGAGGAAGAAGAGGAAGAGGAAGCCGAAGGAGAAGAAGAAGAAGAAGAUGAUGAUGAUGAUGAUGAUGAGGAUGGAGAGGAAGAGGAAGAAGAAGACAUCGACGAAGAACAACUCCUCGAUGAUCUUUCACCAGACUUCUAGAGCUCUAGCUCUUUUCUCUUCUCUUCUUUAAUUAUUAUGCAUUUUAAAUUUGCUUCCGUUAUGUACUCCGCUAUUUCCCUUAUUUAAUAAAUUAAAAAUCUUUAU